UGGACGAAGAGGCGAGCGAUAAAAUCCGUCGUCUUCUUUCACGAUCGAUCGGUAUCCUUUUUGUUUACUCGAGUAGAGGCCGAAAGGGCCUGCGGUGGACACAUUUACCGCGGUCACAGGUAGACGGCAUCGGCAUGUGCGGUGGAUGAGGAAUACGAGGCGAUCGAGCGCGUAUACUGAUCCCUGCUCAACUGAUCGGCUUCGUGACACGAUGACCAUCCCGUGAUCCUUCCUCUGAUCGCGAUUCUUCUUCUUUUCGCCGCCGCCGCCUAACAAUUCCGGCAACCAGAAAGAAAAGGGAAGGGAGGGGAAAAAGUUAGGUCCUAUGUUCAAUUUGCUCACGGGACCAGUUCUUGUUCGCCUCUCUAUUUCCUCUUUGGUGGACAUAAAUAUCCACAUUGCCGCUCUCAGCAUCAGUUUCCUUGCUUGGAAUUCUGCGUAUCGGCCAAAGUUUGGAGCUUUAUCCUUCUUUGCCCUCGUACUUCACUUUCUCCUCCAUAAUUGGAACCAGUAUUACUGUGCGUCUACUUGAAUAAUUCACACUGCUUCCUUGACCUGUUUGUCCUAUAAAACCACCGCAAGGUGAAGUGACUUGUUGAGCAUGAUAUUUUAUAUCACUCAGCUGCACUUGCUCCGCUGGCACUUGUUGAGGAGGAGUGUUUAACAAAAAGGAAGGAGUUGUGUAAGUUAGACUUGCUACUUAGUUACCUCGGUUUCUUUCUUUUCCAGUUCAAUUCAAUUGUCAUGUGAUUCUUAUCUUCAUCAAUUUGAUCCGCUUUGUUCAUCAGAAGAAAAAUUAUGGGCUUGCUUUCUAUCUUUGGUUUCUUUCUUUUGAUGUCCUCGGUCUUCACCCACGGAAAGGAAUGCACCAAUAUUCCUACACAAUUAUCUUCUCACACAGUUCGUGCUCAACUUGCAACGUCUACCAAUGAAACAUGGAAAGCAGAGAUGCUCUCUUACUAUCACUUAAAUCCUACUGAUGAGUCAGCAUGGAUGGAUUUGCUACCAAGAAAGCUAUUGAACAAGGAUACCCCCAUUGAGGAGUUUAACUGGCUGAUGUUGUAUCGGAACAUGAAAGGCUUUGGCAGGUUUCAUGUGCAUCAGAAAGGAGCAAAUUUCCUUAGUGAAGUAUCUCUCCAUGACGUCCGCCUUGACCAGAAUACCAUGUUUGGACGAGCACAACAGACUAAUCUGGAGUACUUGUUGCUUCUUGAUGUUGAUCGGCUAGUUUGGAGCUUCAGGAAGCAAGCUAAUAUGUCAACUCCUGGCCAACCUUAUGGAGGAUGGGAAGCUCCAAAUGUAGAACUUAGAGGGCAUUUCGUGGGUCAUUACAUGAGUGCAUCAGCUCAGAUGUGGGCUAGUACCCAUAAUCAGACUCUUUACCAGAGAAUGUCAUUAGUUGUUGAUGCACUUUAUGAUUGCCAGAAAAAGAUAGGCACAGGAUAUCUUUCUGCUUUUCCUUCUGAAUUUUUUGACCGUUUUGAAGCUAUCAUGAGUGUUUGGGCUCCUUAUUAUACCAUUCAUAAGAUCAUGGCUGGUCUUCUAGACCAAUACAUAUUAGCUGGUAAUGUCAAAGCAUUGCAGAUGGUUGUGAGGAUGGCUGAUUACUUUGGGAACCGUGUCAAGAAUGUUAUCGUCAAGUAUAGCAUAGAAAGACAUUGGGUUUCACUUAAUGAAGAAACUGGUGGGAUGAAUGACGUCCUGUAUAGACUCUACAGUGUUACGAAAGAUCCAAAGCAUUUGGUAUUAGCCCAUCUAUUUGACAAACCGUGCUUUCUCGGUCUGCUUGCAGUGCAGGCUGACAGCAUUUCUGAUUUUCAUUCAAAUACACAUAUUCCAAUUGUAAUAGGAGCACAAAUGCGAUAUGAGAUUACAGGUGAUUCGCUUUACAAGGAUAUCAGUGCGUUCUUUAUGGAUAUUGUGAAUUCUUCCCACAGCUAUGCAACAGGAGGAACUUCGGUCAGUGAAUUCUGGUGUAACCCAAAGCGUCUUGCAGACAGGCUAGGCACAGAAAAUGAAGAAUCUUGCACUACUUAUAACAUGCUUAAGGUAUCUCGCAACUUAUUUCGAUGGACAAAGGAGAUGGCAUAUGCUGAUUAUUAUGAGAGAGCACUGACGAAUGGUGUGUUAAGCAUUCAAAGAGGAACAGAUCCAGGGGUGAUGAUUUACAUGCUUCCUCAAGGCCCUGGAAAAUCAAAGGCAAUGAGUUAUCAUGGUUGGGGCACAAAGUUUGAUUCAUUUUGGUGUUGUUAUGGAACUGGAAUUGAAUCAUUUUCAAAACUUGGAGAUUCUAUUUAUUUUGAGGGUAAAGGAACUAUACCAAGCCUUUAUAUUAUACAGUACAUAUCUAGUUCUUUUAGUUGGAGAGCUGCUGGAAUUCAACUGAGCCAGAAGACAAAACGAGUAUACUCCUUUGAUCCUUAUCUGCAGGUCUCAAUUACAACCUUGGCUAAUGAGUCAAGUCUGACUUCAACGUUGAACUUGAGGAUACCAUCUUGGACAUCCUUAUCUGGUGCAAAAGUGCUUCUAAAUGAUGAAAAUCUAAAGCUAACUCCUGAAAAAUUCCUGUCUGUCACAAGGAACUGGACUUCAAAUGACAAUUUGACCCUUGUGUUGCCUCUCAUAUUAAGGACGGAAUCCAUCAAAGAUGACCGGCCCGAGUAUGCUUCCCUGCAGGCAAUUCUUUUUGGUCCAUACCUUCUUGCAGGCCUGACAACCGGUGACUGGAACAUAAAGACCGGAAAUUCUAGCUCCAUCUCGGAUUGGAUAACUGCGAUUCCAGCUACGUAUAAUUCACAACUUGUAUCCCUUGUGCAGGAGUCCAACAGCAAGGCCUUCGUCUUCUCGAACUCCAAUGGUUCCUUGACAAUGGAGGAGUGGCCUGCUGAAGGAACCAACUCUGCCAUACAUGCAACAUUCAGAUCUCCAAAAGGCUGCAAUGUCAUACCCUGCAAGAAGACUGACCAGAGCUCGGUGAUGCUAGAACCAUUUGAUCUUCCAGGGAUGGUAGUGGUACAUCAAGGCCCUAACAAUGACCUUGCACUUUCAACAACAACUAGCCCAGAGAGUGUAUUCAAUAUCGUCCAAGCAUUGGAUGGGAAACAAGAUAGAGUGUCCUUGGAGUCCAGCAAUCAGCAAGGGUGCUUUUUAUCUCCCAGAAUCAGUAACACGGCCGGAAGCACAGUUCGGUUGGCAUGUGUGUCUGAUUCAGAGCCAGACAAGUUGUUCAGGCAGGCGGCAAGCUUCACUCCGAUCACAGGGUUGAGGGAAUACAAUCCGAUUAGCUUCAUGGCAAAGGGAGUUAGGAGGAACUUCGUGUUGGAGCCUUUGCUGAGCCUGAAAGAUGAGACGUAUAGUGUCUAUUUUGACAUUGUAACUUGAGAUUCAACCUCUGUUUUAGCUAAAUAAAGCUUAGCAGAGCCGCUCCAGCUCAUGCAAAUCUGUGUUAUUUGUGCCUUAAAAGCCACUUCCUAACAGCUUAUGUUUGGGGUCCUGAGAGGUGACUGUGGACAAUUGUUUCGCCAAAAAAUAUAAAAUAAAAAGUUUUUUUUUUGUUGAA
This is a messenger RNA of Zingiber officinale, 3559 nucleotides long. RefSeq lists its product as uncharacterized. Bases 799 to 3381 code for a protein of 860 amino acids. The transcript has 13 exons. Gene Ontology annotation, molecular function: alpha-L-arabinofuranosidase activity. Gene Ontology annotation, biological process: L-arabinose metabolic process. NCBI's taxonomy places the organism in Eukaryota, Viridiplantae, Streptophyta, Magnoliopsida, Zingiberales, Zingiberaceae. The record is from RefSeq and is a predicted model, not a curated record.